This is a messenger RNA of Cottoperca gobio, 4268 nucleotides long. It is a transcript of the gene faxcb, whose product is annotated as failed axon connections homolog, metaxin like GST domain containing b. Lineage: Eukaryota; Metazoa; Chordata; Actinopteri; Perciformes; Bovichtidae. The record is from RefSeq and is a predicted model, not a curated record. Gene Ontology annotation, cellular component: cytoplasm. Bases 169 to 1323 code for a protein of 384 amino acids. The transcript has 7 exons.
ACCUGUUGACGGGGAGGAGACGGGACUUCCUUUGGCACCAGGGUUUUUGCCCCGAGGCUGCUUCUACAGCAUCUUUAGGAAAUUGUCUUUCUCCAAGUUUUCCACAUCCACCUCUCGGAAUGAUCCACGAACAGAUUCAAAGAACAGCCGGUGGAUUUCUCCGUGAAGAUGAAUAUCUUCUUACACUUCAGAAGUUGUUCCAGAGACUACGGGGGCAUUAUGUCGGCUCUGGGCUCGGAUUCCUGGUGGAAGAAGACCCUGUACAUCACCGGGGGGGCCCUGCUGGCUGCUGCAGCCUACCUACUGCAUGAACUGCUCGCCAUCAGGAAGGAGCAGGAGUUGGACUCUAAAGACGCCAUCAUCCUCCAUCAGUUCUCCAGGCCAAAGAACGGCGUGCCCAGCCUCUCACCUUUCUGCCUCAAAAUAGAGACAUACCUGCGCAUGGUGGACCUGCCCUACCAGAACUACUUUGAUGGGAAGCUGUCGCCGCAGGGUAAGAUGCCGUGGAUCGAGUACAACCACCAGCAGGCUUCAGGGUCAGAGUUCAUCGUGGACUUCCUGGAGGAGAUGCUGGGUGUCAACCUCAACAUUAACCUCACCCCGCAGGAGAGAGCCGUGUCCCGAGCUGUCACCAAAAUGGUGGAGGAACACCUGUACUGGACGAUAGCCUACUGUCAGUGGGUGGACAACCUGGAGGAAACUCAGAAGCUUCUAGCGAUGAGCGGCCCCCUGAGCGACACACUCAAGUGGCUGCUGAGCCACCUGAACAGCAGCAUGGUGCGCAGGGAGAUGUACGGCCAUGGCAUCGGACGCUUCUCUAAGGAGGAGGUCUACGCACUGAUGGAGAAGGACAUGAGGACGCUGGCCACCCUGUUGGGAGAUAAGAAGUACUUUAUGGGCUCUAAGAUGUCGACAUUAGAUGCUACAGUGUUUGGACAUCUAGCCCAGGCUAUGUGGACUCUGCCCGGGACACGACCAGAGCAGCUCAUCAAAGGGGAGUUGAUCAACCUGGCCAUGUUCUGCGAGAGGAUGCGGAGGAGGUUCUGGCCCGAGUGGUUUGUGGAGGUGGAGGAUCUUUAUUUUGACGGAGACACUGAGAGCAGCAGCGGUGGCGUCUCCCCUACAGCCCUGCUGGACUUUGGCCUCUUCUCCAGGACUGACACUCUGGAAGACAGCGACGCCAGCAGCCAGUUAGCCGAACACAUACACACGCACACACACUCUCCUGACUCUGACCACUCGCUCUUUGAUUCGGACGUGGGCACGGGAUCUGACAAUGACAUUCAGCUUAAGGAGGAGUUCAUUCCCGACCUGGAAGUUUGACCUGAAGAUGGCCGUGAUUGGCUGACUGACUGACAGGAGACGAGGACUGCGUCGGUUAGUUUGAAAAUCUGGACAGGUUGCCAGACUCUCACGGCUGAAGAAACCUUUCCAGCUCCUCCACCUCUAAUACCCAAAACUAUAUACCUUACUGAUGGACACACUGGGUAUUAACAUGCAGAGCAUACAAACUGAACCUCAUAACACUCAUGCUAUUGUAUGUUUUGCCCCCUCCUGUAACAUCAGAACUGUCCCUGCGGCAGUUUCUCUUUGCCUUAUUUGUCUCGUCUUAAGAUACAGAAGCUGGUCCAAAAGGUUAACAAAAAGGAAACAUCUCAUCUUGUGAAAAGUGCGGCAGCGACAGAAGAGCGGUGCAGGCAAGACAGGUGGCACUUCACUUGCUAUCACACGAUGCAACUAAUCACCACUCCGCCACGUGUCUUAACGCACAAACCCAUUGGAACAGGUGGAGAUUGAUCAUGUGGCUGAAAGGAACAGCUGCCGUCUCUCGGCUGUUAACCAUCCGUGUACUGGAGAGGAAACACAGAUGAGGGCCAGUCCAUGAUCUAGAUCGUUUCUCGUGUCAUUUCCUUUACGUUUAAAUGUAUGUGGGAAGAAGCUGUAUCAAAACACUGGAUGCACUCGUUGUCCUAUGGAAUAGAAGUCAGAAUGAAAGAGGAGCAGAUUGGUGCCUGUUUCAUUUAACGGGUAUUAUCCCUUUUUCUCUCCAUUUAGUAAUUAUUUGUUUGCACUUUGUUAUUACGGAAGUUUCGAUCAUUGAUUUUAACAUCUCUUUGGUUUCAUUAAAGCGCUGCGAUUGGUAUAUUUGACCACUAGAUGGAGACAGCAGUCAGCCUGAUGUUUAUUCUGUUACAUUAAGGUCAUUCUAUGCUGGGAACCUGCAACACAGCAAAUCAUUUCUCAUGAAGUCCUAAACCUUAAUAUGGUGGUUCCCAUUCACAGGUGUCGGUCUGUGUGCAGGUGUAAUGUUUAUGCAUACUUACAAAUCAGCCUUAGUUCUUUCAGACUAAAGAAAUGGGUCAAAUCAGUUUUUGUUGUGAUAUAAUUUAUUAUCAGUGCCACUUUAUUUUGUAUUAUUAUUUCUAUAUGAUCUAAUGUGUCAAAUAUAUAUAUUUUGUUAAUCUUUGUUUUUUCUCUCAAAGAGAGAUGUUAUUUUGCACUAGUGGAAAUGUAUUUUCACCUUAUUUCAAUGGGAGCAAUCUGCAGUGGAGGUAAAGAACAGUGUCGGCCAGAUGAAUGGAAACAUAAAUGUGUAUUUCUGUAGUACAGGACGCUGAGUGUUCGGAUCAUGAUUGUGUACGUGAGUUUAACCGGGUGUGAAUGUCAGUUGAUGAACUCUUUGCAGAGACAGUCAGAAUACCAAAUCAACAGAACUUAACAUCGCUAGUUGAUAACCCUCGUCUAUAAAAUGGACUGAAACGUCUUGGGAAGGGUUUCGCUUUUGUCUGUCACGUUAAGCUUGGUCGACGUGCUUUUAAUGGCAAUAUGAUUACUGUAAAAAGAUUGUGGUGCAUAUAGAGUAGAUGUGACUUAACUUUAAAAGGGUCAGUUCACCCAAAUUACAAAAUACUUUCUUACUUAAAGCUGUUGAGCCAUGCAGAUAGUUUUGUUUUUAUUUCUCCAGGUUUUGUCUGUAGGAUUUCUGCCAGAAUCCAGGCCGACGAUAAUCCAAUCAAUCUAUUCGUUGAUUAGUCGACAGAAAAUGAAUUGAUAAUGAUUUUUUGUGCAAAAAUUACACAAAUGUCAUUGUUCCACCUUCUCAAAUGUGAGGAUAUACUUUUCUUUACAUUUUUAAUCUAUUUUAAAUGAUGUUGAGGUUUCUGCAUUUAGUACUUUUAAUACUUAAAAACAAUUCUGAUUGUACUUAUAUACUUUUACUUAAAGGGGACAUAUUCAUUCUCAUUUUCAGGUUCAUAAUUGUAUUUUGGUUUCCUACUAGAACGUGUUUACAUGCUUUAAUGUUCAAAAACACAUUAUCUUUCUUAAACGGUCUCUGAACAUACCUGUGUUCAGCCUCUGUGAGAAACGCUCCGUUUUAGGGCCUUUCUCUGUUUAAGCCCCCCACCCUCCCAAAAAAACCCACGCUCUGAUUGGCUCGUUGAAUGUUUUCUGACCGAGGCAGCCCACAGAAAACUUACUGGGUGUCUUAUUUCACAGUGUGUGGGUUGGUGGGCCCUCCAGAUACCCAAAUGUACGUGCACAAGCACGGAAAGAGUGAGUUUUUCCGGACAUGUCCCCUUUAAGUAACAAUUUCAAUGCAGGACUUUUACUUGUAGUGGAGUAUUUUCACAGUGUGGUAUUAGUAUCUGAAUACUUCCUCCACCACUCACUAGUUGGUGACCAUAAUGGAGCAUUUCUCUGCGUAAAAACAUGACUCCAAAUGAAAGCAUCUGUUGCUCCGUGUCUGCUAGAUGGAAGUGUUUGCUCACAAGUUUGCCAUGCCGACUUCAAAGUAAGACUGUCUGCAUGGCUAAAUACCACUUUGGGUAGAUUUUGCAGUUUGGGUGAACUUUAAAUGAGAAGCCUGGAUAGAUAGGUGAGUUAGUGACAGAAGGCCACAGUUUGAAACUUGGACUCCAGAGACAACCUUCUUCCAUCAUGUCGCCCCGUGGUUCACAUCCCGACCCCCCCCCCCCCCCCCGCCUGGAUUGUGCACUUUUCAGUCGCCUCAUCCAGUCUGGGCAUCAUAUAAAGUUGGACUGCUUUAAUCAAGCCAUAUUAAAAGUAAAUGUCUUGUUAUUGGAACCAUGUCAUACCGCUGGGGUAAUGUAAAUAUUGUAUGUGUGACAAAGCGUACCAUACUGUAUGUAGAGCUGACUGACUGAUCAAACUACCUUGGGUGUGCAGUCAUAAGCGACAGGCGCGACUGGAUGAUUUCAAUAAAGAAUAGCUGUGACAAUUUUAAACAGGCCGUCGUCGUGAGUUUA